Messenger RNA from Pygoscelis adeliae (Adelie penguin), 1628 nucleotides. RefSeq names its product protein kinase C epsilon type-like. NCBI's taxonomy places the organism in Eukaryota, Metazoa, Chordata, Aves, Sphenisciformes, Spheniscidae. The annotation marks the transcript as partial. The record is from RefSeq and is a predicted model, not a curated record. The transcript is spliced from 11 exons. Gene Ontology annotation, molecular function: diacylglycerol-dependent serine/threonine kinase activity; ATP binding. Gene Ontology annotation, biological process: protein phosphorylation.
AAGUGCAGCCAUCCAGCCAUGGUGGUUUUCAAUGGCUUGCUGAAAAUCAAGAUCUGCGAGGCGGUGAAUCUGAAACCCACAGCGUGGUCUCUGAGGCAUGCGGUGGGUCCCAGGCCACAGACCUUUUUGCUGGACCCUUACAUAGCCCUCAAUGUGGAUGACUCCAGGAUCGGGCAGACCUCAACCAAGCAAAAGACCAACAGUCCUGCUUGGAACGAUGAAUUUGUCACCGACGUUUGUAAUGGCAGGAAGAUAGAGAUGGCUGUUUUCCACGAUGCCCCCAUCGGGUACGACGAUUUUGUAGCUAACUGCACUAUACAGUUCGAGGACUUGCUGCAGAACGGGAGCCGCCACUUCGAGGACUGGAUUGACUUGGAGCCAGAAGGGAGAGUGUAUGUCAUCAUAGACCUUUCAGGAUCAUCAGGUGAAGCACCCAAAGACAAUGAAGAACGUGUGUUCCGGGAACGUAUGCGCCCCAGAAAGCGCCAGGGUGCUGUGCGACGCAGAGUACAUCAGGUUAAUGGACACAAGUUUAUGGCCACCUAUCUUAGACAACCAACAUAUUGUUCGCACUGCAGAGAUUUUAUAUGGGGUGUAAUAGGAAAACAGGGAUACCAAUGUCAAGUUUGCACUUGUGUAGUCCACAAGAGAUGCCAUGAACUUAUAAUAACGAAGUGUGCUGGCUUAAAAAAACAGGAAACUCACGAUGAGCAAGUGGGAUCCCAGCGUUUCAGUGUCAACAUGCCUCACAAGUUCAGCAUUCACAAUUACAAAGUGCCCACCUUCUGUGACCACUGUGGUUCAUUGCUCUGGGGUCUUUUGAGACAAGGUUUACAAUGCAAAGUUUGCAAGAUGAAUGUACAUCGACGCUGUGAAACAAAUGUGGCACCAAACUGUGGAGUGGAUGCUAGAGGCAUAGCUAAAGUUCUUGCAGAUCUUGGAGUCACUCCAGAUAAGAUCACUAAUAGUGGGCAGAGGAGGAAAAAGCUAAUUGCAGGUGCAGAGACUCAACAACCAGUUCCCGGAAGCACAUCAUCAGAAGAAGACAGGUCAAAGUCAGCACCAACUUCUCCAUGUGAUCAAGAAAUCAAAGAGCUGGAAAACAACAUUAGGAAAGCGUUGUCAUUUGACAAUCGGGGAGAGGAACACAGGGCAACAGCUACAACGUCAACAGACAACCAGCUUAACAAAGCUGGGGAGAAUGGUGAAAAUGGGGAGGUCAAACAGGCCCAGACCAAGCGAAUAGGCCUUGAAGAGUUCAACUUCAUCAAAGUAUUAGGGAAAGGCAGCUUUGGCAAGGUAAUGUUAGCUGAGCUAAAAGGAAAAGAUGAAGUAUACGCAGUGAAAGUCUUGAAGAAAGAUGUCAUACUUCAAGAUGACGAUGUAGACUGUACAAUGACAGAAAAGAGAAUUCUGGCAUUGGCACGGAAACAUCCAUACCUAACACAACUUUACUGCUGCUUCCAGACGAAGUAUACAAAAUGUUCAAAAGAGAAAGGAAAUACGUAUGCUGCUUAUCAAGUAAGUUCCUAUGGUGCUAACGCCUCCCAUGUGCUUGAGGAGCAGGGAGAAGGAAAGGCAGAGAGCGCCGAUAAUGAGAGCCUGUUCCUGUGGCGUGUUCCUUGUUG